AUGUUUAGUGGGACCCAAGCUCACAAGUACCGACUCAAGGUCACAGCAGGAGCGGAGUACAACCCAGAGAGCCACAAGAUCGUACCUGUCAACAGGGACCAGACACUACGAAUCGAGAGUGGCCUUGCGACAAGGCUCACGAUCAGGAAACAAGGCUACCCCGACGACUCUCCCAAAACACACCCCUACUUCUCGCACCCCCUCCACCGAAACGACCAAUACUCCAUUUCCUUUGCCAUUGUCUUCAAGAAACCCGUCAACAGCAACGACCUGAUCUUCGGCAAUGACUUCGACAGACCCAUCCGCGACCGCCUUCCACCGGGCUUCAACGCCGCGCUGAAACUCGUCAAAUGGACCAUCGACCCGGCCAUGGACGGCGACGCGUACGCGGAUAAACCACACUUGUAUAGUCCCGCCGUGGCCGCGCUGAACCAGUUCCGGAUUGGGGAGACGAUUGCUAAGAAUGAUGAGGUGCCGACUGUGCAUGAUGUGGUUGUUGAGGAGGGGGCUGAUGGGUCGGGCGUGGAGGAACGCGCGCAGAGGGGCAUUCCCGAGGGUGUAGCGGAGCGGCGCAAGAUGUUCCAGAAUGAGGAGGAGAGGCAGAAGUUUGUGUUUGAGCCAGGAAGGGUGUAUUCGGCGGAUUUUGGGAAUCCGUAUCUGGUUUUCAAUGAUUUCUCGUUGCGGCUUCCUGGGUUGACGGUCCAUGCGACCAAGUUUAUUGACGAGAAGAACCAUGAUCUGCGGUAUGUUUUGAAGAAUAGGGAGACAGGGGAGGUUUAUUUUGUUGUGCUGUUCACGCUCAUCUUGCUGGAUAUGGAAAAAGAGCCGGAGGUCAAGGAGCGCUCUAAGCAGGAGAUCCAGGAGGGCACGGGGAAGCAUGGGGAGAAUGAGGGAAAACUAGGCAAGUUUGAAUGGGAGCCGGAACCGUCAGCGGGGGAUGUUGAGUGA
Molecule: messenger RNA, 948 nt
Organism: Aspergillus fumigatus Af293
Lineage: Eukaryota; Fungi; Ascomycota; Eurotiomycetes; Eurotiales; Aspergillaceae
Source: RefSeq, a predicted model, not a curated record